CCUCUGCCUACGCAUCCACAAACAUGUUCUAAUAUGAGCCAUUGCAAAGGCCUCGCAGUCAAAUGGUGAACGCCUCGAGAUGUCGCAGCAACCGUCUCAAGCGCUGGUCAAGCGCCCAUCCAGCGAUGUGUCACUCAUGCCUCCCCCGCCACUGAAACGGAUCAAACGUCCCACUACUGUCCUAGACGAAGAUGAAUACACGGCCGCAUUGUCCGAGAUUAUAGCCAGAGACUACUUUCCAGGACUCCUCGAGAGCCAGGCUCAACAUGAGUAUCUCGCUGCAUUAGAAUCGGACAACGAAGCAUGGAUUGCAGAAGCGGCCAAGAAGUUGAGAGAGGCUGCGAUGCCCGCAUCAUCCAAAAGGCGGACUGCAAGAAACACAAGAUUCGACACUACACCAUCAGCAACGCCGAUGAGAAACACGCCGUCGAAUGCUGCAGAGACGCCAUUGGGAUAUAAUGGUAGUGACACGCCCAUGACAACUACCAGCGAAGCAUCAGCAUUCGAUGUCAACCACCAACCCAACAAGUCCGUCGAUACCUCAACACUUACACUGGGCAACUUUCAAGCCAAAUAUACCUCUGAAGACAAUGAAUCCUUCAACGCAGUUCUAGACAAACAGAAUCAAAAACGGCGAGAAAAACAUGUCCAUCUAUGGACACAAGACCAACGUAUCCCGUCCGCGCGACAGAUAGCGCAUCGAGCACGAGAAGCACGACUCUUAACCGAACAAGAAGAGGCCAAAGCAUCAGGAAAAUCAUUGAUUCCCAUAACUUCAGGCGCGACUGAUUCACGACCAGCAAAGCCAGAUUCCUGGACCAUCAAACGACCCGACAACCCAUUCAUGUUCCACGCCGAAUCUGUCGACGAAACCGGCCUUCCAACCAUCAUGGAGUCGAAAGAACAAAAAUCCAAAGCCGCCCCGAGACAGGUCGUUCACGCAAAUACCAGAUUCCCUUCUGCCGCCAUGUAUCGCGAUGAUCCCGGUCCGAUACCCCCAUCUCCAUCCCCUUCAUUAAACACGGACAUCAUCGCCCGACGAGACGCAGAGAGAAGAGGACAACGAGGUCUUCGCGGCGGCGGCGACGACUCUUCCACCAUGGUGGGCCCCACUGAUUCAGACGCUAGCUACUACACCGGCAGCGAAACACCACGCGUCAACGGCUACGCCUUCGUCGACGAAGACGAACCAGACGCCAACCCACCCCAAAAACCCGACAAUACUCCCAGCUACCGCGACCUACUAGCGGGCCAAACCGCCGACGCUACACCUAAUCCAUUUCGAAUCAACGAAAUACGUAAACGCGAAGAUCUACAUCUCCGUAUGGUCGAGAAACAGGCCCGUGGAAAGCGAGAGAAGGAAAAGGAUAGGACUACUAUACAGGCCACGCCAACACCAGGCAGUUGGACGAGCACACCAGGUAGUUCAUUCAUGUCUUUGUCAAGAAAAAGCACUUCUGGUGGUGGUGGUAAUAUGACGCCUGCAGCGAGACGGUUAAUGGAGAAAUUGGGCGGAAGAACACCUGUGAAUUCUUCGUCUACUGCGACGACCAAGAGUGGUGAGAGAAGUCUAGCGGGGAAAGAUAUGUGGACGCCAGGGAGGACACCGAGGAGGGAUAAGACGAAGAAAGGCAAAGGGAUUGCGUCGGGGGUUCUAUAAUGAGAUAUGGUUAGAUGAAAUCAGACGAGAGUUCGUUAAGGUUUAUUUGAUAU
Exophiala mesophila is the source of this 1713-nucleotide messenger RNA. RefSeq lists its product as uncharacterized. The coding region runs from base 80 to 1660 and encodes 526 amino acids. Gene Ontology annotation, cellular component: catalytic step 2 spliceosome. The record is from RefSeq and is a predicted model, not a curated record. Lineage: Eukaryota; Fungi; Ascomycota; Eurotiomycetes; Chaetothyriales; Herpotrichiellaceae. The transcript has a single exon.